UUAUCGAUUAAACCUUACUUCGCGCACACAUAUCCAAUUAUCCACUUAUCAAUAACUUAUAAAUUAAAGUAAAAAAAAAACUUAUAAAUUACUACGUAUUUACAAAUACAUUUGGGAAAAAUAUUUCCUUUGUGUGACGUGUAGUAUGAGUAUGUAUAAAGUAGUAGGACUAGGACUAGGACUAGGACCCUUCUAUGUGAAAAUAAAAUAAAAUACAUGUAGGAUUAGGAUUAGGACUAGGACCAUGGGCAAGGGAAAAGACACCUUUAAAUUAAUAUUCCCCGAUAAUGUAAUGUUAAUGCCCUUAACCUUACCUUACUCAACCCAAUCAUUCUACUUUCUAAUUCCAACGCCAUCCCAUCCAUCCCAAUCCCAUCCUUCUCAGAUCUAACCCUUCCCUCCCCUUCUCUUCACAAAUAAAAUAAAACAAAAAAAAUCCCAAAAAAUUCAUUCAUAUUCUCCAUUUUUAAUUUUCUUUCCUCUUUUGUAAAUGCACACACACUAUCACUAUGCCUAAUCUCCACAAAUUCAAGCUCUUAGCCACACAAUGUGCCAUCGCCGGCAGUCCAACUCGCAGUCCAACAACCAGUCCCGUCAUCCACCUCCGCCGUCGGAAAACCCUCCGAAUGUUCCUCACUCGUCCACACGACCGCCGUCGUUUCCAUCCUCCUCCCUUAGAUCCACCAAAAAAGUCCUCCGAUGAAGUCAAGGUUCGCCACAAGCUUAAAGACCUAUUCGUCUCUUCGCCGUCUCCGCCACCGACGCUACAAGAAGAGAAGAACAGCUUUCAACAGCAAAAUCAAAAUCAGCAGUACGAUCAGAAAGAUGGACUCCUCUCUGGCUCCAACGUCGGUGUUCGAUUCAGAACUGGAUCUCCGUUCCGUCGAUCUUCCGCUGUUGCAGCUCUACGGCCAGUAUCAUCGGCGUUCCGGUACAGGUUACUGAGAAGAGCUUGGCGACCGGUACUGUUCACAAUCCCUGAGUAACGGUUAUAGUUUCUCUCUACUGUGAUAACUGUACGGAUGAGUUAAAUUCCGAUUUUAUUGUUUUAUUUUUUUAAUUUUUGGAGAAAUAGUAAUAGUAAAAAUAAAUAAUAAAAUAAUUAAUAAUCGCGUUCAGUUUUCGGCGCUAACGUGCGCGGGUUUCGUUUCCGUGUUUCUGGUAAAAAGUUAAUGAAACUAACCUUUGGCGGAAAUGGGGGCGUUUUAAUGUACGACGUCGUAUGCUGAAUUUUUUGCGUUUUGUUAAAGUAUUUGGUAAGUAGUAGAAGUAUUUAAUUAAUGAAUAGAAGAAAGUGCACUGAUUACUGAUUAAUUAAGUGAUUGUUGAAUAUAAUUUGGUAGUAUUAAAAUAAUGGUGUAUCUAUUAUAAAAAAAUAUAUAUAUAUAGUAAUGGUGUGUGAAUUUUUAUUGGAACUGGAUUCUGGUGUGUAGGAAUCGAUGAUGCCAUGCUAUAACAAGAUUGUCUUUA
Messenger RNA from Trifolium pratense (red clover), 1470 nucleotides. RefSeq lists its product as uncharacterized. The transcript has a single exon. The record is from RefSeq and is a predicted model, not a curated record. Lineage: Eukaryota; Viridiplantae; Streptophyta; Magnoliopsida; Fabales; Fabaceae. Bases 510 to 986 code for a protein of 158 amino acids.